AUGGGGAAUGUUGCCAGCCGUCUUGAUGAUGCGGGGAAUUUAUUUUUCAAGGAUCAGAAUCGCUUCGCGAUCGCAUCGGUCACGAUAAGUAACUCCAGGCGUCGUCUUCUGACCCUAUCCCCCAACGCGUUCCCAGCGGCGAGGUUCGCAGCCAAGCGCAAUGCUGGCGACGAUACUCCGAUCGAAUAUAUCCAGGACCCUGACACGCCGUCUGCCGCUCCGAUCCCGACCUUCAUGCUGCGCUUGUCAAACGAUGAGGAGUUGAUAUUCAAAUUUACUUUUAUCAUACGUCAGACACAGACCGGCAAUGCUCCAAACUCAGUCAAUGGUGUUUCAACCACCAUGCCCGAAGUGGUGGAUACUAGUCUCAUGGGCCUCACGUUCGCUCAUGCAUCUAACUCCAAAGAACUGGAUAAUUUGAUCACAAGAGAGUUCCACGCAAAUCCUAACCUUCAGAAUAAUUCUAAUGUUCAGUUGAUCGGCGAUUACUCUACUGAAGGCACUCCGUCCGUGACGUUUGACUGGUCAUGGAGAUGGAAGCCCCCGAAAGUGACAGAGGACAAAGGGGGCGGCUGGCGCAACAGCUGCAGUUUCUUGGAUUAUGAUCAGAGAACAAAUCGUCUCAACACCCUCGCACAUUUCUCAUUCUGGGUGCAUAAUUCGAUUCGUCCCCUACCGAGUCCCCAAAUCUCCUCACCAAACCUAGAGCUACCCCUCCUUCCGCGCUCUCGCAUUCCAUCAACCCAGUCAGUCCUAUCGCACUACAGCGACGCCGAAUCUUCUCUCCAAACUCUUCCUCGAACUCCUCCCCCCGCGCCCCCACCACUUCCACAACCACCACCACCACCACCAACUGCGCCCUCCCCACCCCCUCCUCCACCAGCCAAGGUGGACCUUCCACAUUCGCGGGCAGGCGAUGAGAUGAGCGGGGUGGAAGAUGGUCCCUUGUUCCGAGCGACCAUGAAAGCACUGGAAUCAAAGACAGGGAACAUGCGAGCCAAAAUAAAAAAAGUGCUCAAGAAAGCCGAAAACGCACAGCAGGCGCAAGUAAGCUGCAACGAAGCCAUGGAGGCGUUUUUAGGUUCAUUGAAUGAUGCUUCCACGUCCAAUGCAAACGCCAUACAACCUGCAUUGGACCACUAUUUUGAGAAGAUUGCUCGGCAGAUCUUGAAGUACGAGCAACUGAACACGAUCCAACUCCAAAAACUCGUAAUCGAACCUUUGAUCAAGUUAUAUCAUAAUGAUAUCAAACAAGCAGAGGCCAAAAGGAAGGAAUGGGACGAAGAAAGCCGUGAUUAUUACGCAUAUGUCAGUCGGUAUCUAGGGCAGCGACAGGAUUCGCUGAAAGAGAAGAAGCGUGCUGAGAGCGAUUCAAAAUAUCAAGCUAAGCGACGGAACUUUGAACUGAAGCGGUUUGAUUACUCUUCGUUCAUGCAGGAUCUUCAUGGAGGUCGCAAAGAACAAGAAGUUCUCUCGCACCUCACUAAGUACGCGAAUUUUCAAGCCAAGAAUUUCCUGGCAACCGCCACAAAGGUCGAAGGAAUGACUCCUCAAUUGGAUGCUCUUAUCCAUGAGGUGGACCAGGCCGACAAGGAAUUCCAAUUCCAGCGAACAGAACGCGAGGAGAAGCGUCGAGCUUUGGAAAAUGGCAGCAACCCAUAUCUUGAGCCUGACGUAGUGGCUGCUGCGGCUAGUGUACCCGUAGGGGAAAAUCCCAAUGGUGGCCCUUCUACCGAGGUGGAGCUUGGUCGCGCUGAUAGCACAGGCUCCCAGCUUCGGGGAGUCAUUAGCAACACCUCAUCGGUUUCGUCUCAGGCAAAUGCAGGCUCUAUUGCCUCAACCACGGGGACCAGUGCGCCUGCGUCAAACUCGACGACAACUAAUAAUGUGAGCCAGAAUCGCUUCAAGGGUAUCCGGGAUCUCGAAGAACAGAACAGUCUGGCACCCGAUAGAAGCAGCGGCAAGCAACGGAAAGAAGGCCUUCUCUGGGCACUGUCCCGUCCAGGAUCUCACAUCGAUCCCAAGGGAAUCAACAAACAGGCGUGGCAUAAAUUCUGGAUUGUUUUGGAUCAAGGGAAAUUGUCUGAAUAUAGCAACUGGAAACAAAAGCUUGAUCUACACAUGGAUCCCAUCGAUCUACGAAUGGCCUCCGUUCGUGAAGCUCGCAACGCAGAAAGACGGUUCUGUUUCGAAGUGAUCACCCCGCAGUUCAAACGUAUCUACCAAGCCACUUCAGAGGAAGAUAUGUCAAACUGGAUCAGGUCUAUCAACAAUGCGCUCCAGAGUGCGGUUGAAGGCCAAGGAACGCCACCUCCCUCUUCAUCUAGGAAUGAUGCACCCGCCAAUCGGGAUAUCGGUUCCGUCCUCACAGGAAAAAGCUCGUCGGUGUCUGGGCAUCACUCCUAUUCGUCCUCUAGCUCAAGCAACAAUGCUGGAGUCAUCCGCCGUACAACAGUCGGUGCGCGCCCGGGCUAUGUUCGUCAAGACAGCAACAAUUUUGAGGAGAAUCCUGCAAAACUCCUGCAAGUUGUGCGGGAUGCAGAUCAAGGCAACAACUGGUGUGCUGAUUGCGGGUCAUCUUCCAAGGUCGAGUGGGUGUCUAUCAAUCUUGGGAUCAUUCUCUGCAUAGAAUGUAGUGGAAUUCACCGUUCUCUGGGCACUCAUAUCUCCAAGAUUCGCUCACUUACGUUGGACGUUCAUUCCUUCUCGAACGAUAUCGUUGAGAUUCUUUUGCAAAUUGGCAACCGUGUCAGCAACAUGAUUUGGGAGGCGACCCUGGAUCAAACUCUCAAACCAAGUAGCAACUCUACCCGAGAGCAACGUUUGAAGUUUAUCACGGCCAAAUAUGUUGAUCGACUCUACGUUGAAAAUCUACCUUCGCCACGUUCUCGCUUCACAACACCCGAUGAAACUCUCCUUGCCUCUAUCAAAACGAAUGACAUUCAAGGCGUUCUCUACGGCCUUGCCCUGCGUGGCAAUGUAAACAUCACCGAUCGCUCCCGCAACACCCAUGCAACCUUCCUAGCGCUCGCCGCAGCCGAUCCUGCAUCUCCCGGCUCCACGCCGACCAGUUUGUCUGCCAGAUCUAGCGCUAAAGCCAUACCGUUCCCCAUCGCCGAACUACUUGUUCAAAAUGGCGCAGAGAUUCCCCCACAGCCCCCAUCCAUCCCUCUUUCCCCUGCGGCCCAGCUCUAUAUCAGUCAGCGGACCGCACGCACCUCCGCCUUUAGUGUGCCUCCACCGCCGCUAGGUGGGAGGUCUUCUGCAAACGAUACCCUUGGUUCUCUCCCAACUAUUCGCAGCAAGGAACCUUCCUCCACACCAAACACUGUAACUCUCGCGGAGAGCAGAGAUAAAGAUAAAGAGAAACUGUCCAAGAGAGGAAGCGCCGGCGCCCGCUUUGCGGGAAAAGUGGCUUCGCUUGGAAUUGAACGAUAA
Messenger RNA from Penicillium paradoxum, 3438 nucleotides. Its product is annotated as putative ARF GTPase activator (Csx2). The record is from RefSeq and is a predicted model, not a curated record. The coding region runs from base 1 to 3438 and encodes 1145 amino acids. The transcript has 4 exons. Gene Ontology annotation, biological process: intra-Golgi vesicle-mediated transport. NCBI's taxonomy places the organism in Eukaryota, Fungi, Ascomycota, Eurotiomycetes, Eurotiales, Aspergillaceae. Gene Ontology annotation, cellular component: trans-Golgi network; cytoplasm; endosome. Gene Ontology annotation, molecular function: protein binding; GTPase activator activity.